Messenger RNA from Amoebophrya sp. A25, 1707 nucleotides. The record is from the annotation of a GenBank genome assembly. NCBI's taxonomy places the organism in Eukaryota, Dinophyceae, Syndiniales, Amoebophryaceae.
CGGGCGUCUUCACGUAUUUCAUGACUCACGUGAAACGAGCGGUUUGUGCCACUCUUGUUUCUGUGUGAUUUGGGACGCGUGAAGAUGAUGUUGAUAAUUUUAUGACGAGAGCGAGUGAGAACGCAAUUAGCAUAUCAUAAAUUUCAAAAAACUGUGAUUUUUUCCGCAUGACAGUUUUCUUGACGCCUGAGGUGAUCCAUGAACAGGAACAAAGAACACGGGAUUCCCAUGCAGUGAAUUUGUUUAACUCUGCUUCUUUUUAUGGAAGGAGUUGUUGUUGCAAGUCCAUAUGUGCCCGCCUUUAGCUUCAGAACAGUUUGAGGUUUGUUUUUUUAAUAUUUGGGCUACUGUUAUACCUUCAUUCUACUGAGAAUCUAGACUCGUCCUCCCGAAAAUAUCGCCUUUUUGGGAGGAUCCCGCGACGCUCAAAGCACACAAAGUAAAUUAGCCGGCUAAUUUCCCUCGAUAGUUCGGAAGUCGUUCGUAACCCUAUUCGCAAUCUACUCGCUGCUAUAGUAUAGCUUUUUGCUUUGAUCGAACAAUAUCCAGGUGUAGUGAGUCGUUCCCUCUUUUUCUGUCAAUUUAUUCUUUUGGAUUCUUGCUCAGUGGCUGUGAAUUGAGGUACUUCAGGUACUUCGUCGAUUCCAAAAUGGUAACAACAACGUCAAUCCACGAUGCUGCUGCAGCGGGCGACAUUGGUAAACUACAGGCCAUGCUCGACGAGGACGAGGAGCUCUUAAAUGCAGUGGAUAGCAACAAGCAAACUCCGCUGAUGCUCGCAGCAAAAAACGGAGAAGCAACAGUGGGUUCAAUAUUGGUACAACUUGUUUAUACUUCCAUGCAUGGUAGCGAAUAGUAUUGCACCUUAGAUGGAUUUAGAGCGCACUACAGAUCAGGAAGGUACUGCAUUUUUGCGUGCUUUUAAAUGCAAGUAAGCAUUAUGCCCAAACGAUUUUGGUGAGUUAAGGAUCACUCCGAGAUAUCCUGCUAAUCGUUCUUCUUCCUGCACAGGCUGAAUGCGGUGCGGAUCUGCAAAUACAGGAUGGAGACGGAAAUACAGCUUUGCACCACAGCUGCAUUGCUAACAAGCGACUAGUCAUUAUGCAGAUUGUCCUCAUCAAUUUAAGAGUAUCUUCUAUGGGAUUCUACUUAAGUGACGGAGUCUAGUUGUAGGAGGUAGACCUUAGUUAAUUUCAUUUUGCAUCGGCAUUGCAGUUUUUUCUUUGACGUGCCACGACUUGACUAUGCAUGUGACUUCUCUGGAUCUUCUCUAAAAAAUCAAGCAUGCUUCUUUGGGGCGGUUCGGAGCGUGACGUUCAAAACGGCGAAGGCGAUACACCAUUGCACGUAGCUUGCCGAGUUGGAGCGUACGAUUCCGCAUGGCUCUUAGUUGAAAACGGUGGCGAAAAAUCUAAAUUAUGGACUGCACUGUACUCAAUUUUGCGGAAAGAGCCAUGCCUGCGUAGUACUUCCCUUCAUCACUUUCGGGCGGGUUCUUGAUUUCAAGUUAUCACUUCAAAUCACAUUUUAUGAUAUGUAUAUGAUUUAGCAGCAUGGAGCAGCACCUAGCUUUGUAAAAAAACUUUUCUAACUCCGCGAAUAGAGAACAAUGCGGGAAAGCUGCCCAUCGACAUCGCGAAAGAGAUAGAACACAAAGACCUCGUGGAGAUGCUCGAAAAAGAGGACGACUAUGUCGAAGAAUCGUAG